This is a messenger RNA of Pygocentrus nattereri (red-bellied piranha), 671 nucleotides long. RefSeq names its product serine palmitoyltransferase, small subunit B (gene sptssb). Gene Ontology annotation, biological process: ceramide biosynthetic process; endoplasmic reticulum organization. Gene Ontology annotation, molecular function: serine C-palmitoyltransferase activity. NCBI's taxonomy places the organism in Eukaryota, Metazoa, Chordata, Actinopteri, Characiformes, Serrasalmidae. The transcript is spliced from 2 exons. The coding region runs from base 398 to 640 and encodes 80 amino acids. Gene Ontology annotation, cellular component: serine palmitoyltransferase complex. The record is from RefSeq and is a predicted model, not a curated record.
GGCGGGGCUGAGCGGAGAGGCUCGUCUCCUGGACAGUUUUACGCAUGGACUGCUGCGUUUCACCUGCACAGAGGAAAACACGCGCGCACACAUGUACGCGCACACGCGCGCAGGCACAUAGUCUCCUGAUUUACACCUGCCAGAGUAGACACAAGCAUACACGCGCGCGCACACAGGUGAGGCGUGAAAGGAGACGUGGGUGGGUGUGGUGUCUGGCCUAAAGUCGAGGAGCGCUGCGUGACCUGCCCAUUCUCGAACUGGUCGAGCAGCUUCGCGUUUCAGCGGAGCGGAGGAGCUGCAGGACGUGCCCAGCAUCCCGCUGCCAAGUUUCUCUGAAGGACAUCCCCAGCUCGAGGAGCCUCCUGCUGACCACUGUGGGGUGAAUUAAGACUGAAGCAUGGAUGUAAAGAACAUGCGAGAGUACAUGGGCUGGCUGUACUACCAGUACCUCCUGAUCACGGGCAUCUACGUGCUGGAGCCCUGGGAGAAGUCCAUCUUCAACACGGUCCUUUUUACCAUGGUGGCCAUGGUGGUCUACACCUCCUACGUCUUCGUGCCCAUCCAUGUGCGUCUGGCCUUGGAGUUCUUCUCCGGACUGUGCGGGGAGCAGCCUGAAAGUACAGUAGCGCUGAUGAACUAAAAAAAAAAAAAAAAAAAAACAAUGGGGAAAG